Molecule: messenger RNA, 288 nt
Organism: Sclerotinia borealis F-4128
Lineage: Eukaryota; Fungi; Ascomycota; Leotiomycetes; Helotiales; Sclerotiniaceae
Source: the annotation of a GenBank genome assembly
AUGCAAUUCUUUACCAUCCCAGUCUUCGCCAUUUUCGCCAUCGGCGCCCUCGCCAUGCCCAGCAAUCUCGGGGCACCUGAGCUCGAAACACCUGCUCUCAAGGCACGUGAUACCUGCGAUACUGUCCUACCGGCCUGCUUCGGCGGCUCGAUUGUCGGCGCGAAGACUACGUGUCGCUGCGAUGGCCAGAAGGCGAAGGGAGAUUGUGAUGUUUGGGUUUGCCCCGGCAGUUCCACCAGUGUCGUAAGUUUCUUUUUACCUAUUGCUGCUCAGUUGCUAUUGGCAUGA